AGCUGUUGUUUUUAAAAACAGUGAAAUAUUAAUCAUGAAAAACUCAGUGUUUGUAUUUCUGUUCGUAUUCGCGGUCAUUUCUCACAGAGCGAUCUGUGGUCCAAAAUGUAAGAAAUGCGACGGAGGACAACAAUCCGCUUGCUUCAACGACGACAAAUCAAUUGAAAGAGAGGAAUGUAACGGCGAAGAAUCGUUUUGCUAUGUAUUAAUUUAUAAACUUGAAGACCAAGGUGAGAAGAUGGUGAGGAAAGGAUGUUGUAAUGAUGGUAAAUUAUCAUGCUCCGACGCGAUAUUGCGUUGUGGUCGUCUAGAAAAUUGUAUAGAUGUAUCUUCUUAUGUAGACUACACUAAUUAGUAAACGACCUUACUAGCAAACCCUUACUGGAAAAAUAAAUUUAUUGAAAUCAUGCAA
Messenger RNA from Anoplophora glabripennis (Asian longhorned beetle), 412 nucleotides. RefSeq lists its product as uncharacterized. The record is from RefSeq and is a predicted model, not a curated record. The transcript is spliced from 3 exons. Bases 35 to 355 code for a protein of 106 amino acids. Lineage: Eukaryota; Metazoa; Arthropoda; Insecta; Coleoptera; Cerambycidae.